This is a messenger RNA of Caenorhabditis remanei, 864 nucleotides long. RefSeq lists its product as uncharacterized. Bases 1 to 864 code for a protein of 287 amino acids. Lineage: Eukaryota; Metazoa; Nematoda; Chromadorea; Rhabditida; Rhabditidae. The transcript is spliced from 6 exons. The record is from RefSeq and is a predicted model, not a curated record.
AUGGUCAAAUUACAGGGAGUCACAGGGAAUAAACAUGGAUUUGUAGUCUUCCUAACAGAGGGACCAUUCUUUGACCAUCCGGAAUUCGGUCAACAUGUAAUGUCCAACCGAUGUGGAUUUAUUUCCCUCAGCUAUGCUCUUCUGAUAAUUCAUUUUGCCUACAGAUACAUGGCUUUGUUCCACCCAGAGAAACUUCCAAUAUUCUUCCGCCCAAUUGGAAUUGUAACUUUCAUCAUUUUUCUAUUGGCUCAUGCUGCUUCUUGGUCAUUGAUUUGCCAACAAUGUCUUGCUGGAAACGAUGAGAUUCGAGAAAUAGUAGCAAACGAUUUCCUGAACGAUUUUGGCGCUGAUUCCAGAAAAAUACCAAUGUUGGCUGCCUUAUAUUAUGAUGCUAGCGACUACAUUCGAAUAAGAAGCUGGAUUGGAAUUUUCCUUUUGACCAUCAUAUCGUUUUAUGCAAUGUCGGUUUACUUUGUGCUGGGUUUUAAGAUCAUGCGCAAGAUCUCCCACAUGCAGUCGACAAACAAGCUGAGCAAAAACAGUCUCCGCCUCCAAAAGCAGCUGUUUCAAACCCUAAUUAUUCAGACUUGCAUCCCAAUCAUCGCCAGUUUUCUUCCCACCGUCCUGUCCUGGUAUGCUCCAAUUUUCGGAAUAGAUAUGGAAUGGUGGAACACGAAUGUGGCUACUGUAGCUCUUGCUGCAUUUCCAUUCAUCGACCCGUUGGCAGUCAUUUAUCUGAUUCCAAGCUAUCGAAAUGCCCUUCUGAGAAGGAAAGGGCGUGCAAUUGAUGACAGUUCAACAGCGAAAACAAGAGCAACUUCGAAAAUUCUUUCGUACACGCAGGACAUUCAUUCGCAUCACUAA